AUGUAUCAUGUUGUCCAGCACAUUAAGCGACACAACAUCGUGCUGAAGAGAGAACUGGGAGAAGGAGCUUUUGGAAAAGUUUUCCUGGCCGAGUGCUACAACCUUUCACCUGACCAGGAGAAGAUACUCGUUGCUGUCAAGACGCUGAAAGAGGCCAGUGAAAACGCCAGGAAGGAUUUCCACCGAGAGGCCGAGCUGCUGACCAACCUACAGCAUGAGCACAUUGUCACGUUCUAUGGCGUUUGUGUGGAGAGCGACCCUCUCAUCAUGGUGUUCGAGUACAUGAAGCACGGAGACCUGAACAAGUUCCUCAGGGCUCACGGACCAGAUGCAGUUCUGAUGGCAGAAGGCCAGACCACCAGACCCGUGGAGCUGACCCAGUCUCAGAUGCUCCAUAUUGCCCAACAGAUAGCAUCUGGCAUGGUCUACCUGGCUUCACAGCACUUUGUGCACCGCGACUUGGCCACCAGGAACUGUCUGGUGGGUGAGAACCUGCUGGUAAAGAUCGGAGACUUUGGCAUGUCCAGAGAUGUUUACAGCACGGACUACUACAGGGUCGGAGGUCAUACCAUGCUGCCAAUCCGCUGGAUGCCCCCUGAAAGCAUCAUGUACAGGAAGUUCACCACAGAAAGUGAUGUUUGGAGUCUAGGAGUCGUCCUUUGGGAGAUCUUCACCUACGGGAAGCAGCCUUGGUACCAGCUCUCCAAUAAUGAGGUGAUCGAGUGCAUAACUCAAGGUCGGGUGUUGCAGCGUCCCAGAACCUGCCCCAAAGAGGUGUAUGACCUGAUGCUGGGCUGCUGGCAAAGAGAACCACACAUGAGACUCAACAUUAAAGAAAUCCAUGGUCUGCUCCUUAACCUGGCCAAGGCCUCACCUGUUUAUCUGGAUAUACUGGGCUGAACAAGAGGAGGAGGAAACGCAGUGUGUGUGCAAGCUGUGUGUGGGGAUAUAUUUAAAUGUAUAUGUGCAUUUAAAGUUUGCAUGCAUGUGUAUGUGAGUCAAAGUGGGCAUUGGGACACUUCCGACUGAAGUGUUUGAUGCUCAUGCAGGUGUGUGUGUGUGUGUGUGUGUAGGUGUGUAUGCGUAUGCAGAAUGUGUAACUGUACAGGAUGUGAAGCUCACUUUAUGGCAAUCAAAAAAUAUCCCUUCAACUCCUCCCUUCAUCACCUCUUUCCCACCGGCCAACUUCUUCACCUGUGUGCAAUCCGAUUCGUUCUGCUUCUUCACCAAGGAGACUUUUAUCAGGAGUGAUUUAACUUUCAAGCUUCUCACUUCUUCUCAGAUGCUUUAAACUCACUGAUAAAAUAAACAAACAAACAGAUGAAUAAGACUUGAAAUUAACUGACUUAUCCCUUUGCUGCCUGUAAGACAACAGGUCGUGUUUGAACAUCUGGGAAACUCAAGGCGGAGCAGCGAGAGAAGGAGGAGGAAUUUCUGGAAGCUCCGACCAUUUUGCUUGUAAAUAGGAGACUGAUGGGACACUUCCGGAGAAACGGCUCUGCGAGAUGCCGUGCCGUUAAGACACUGUGUUAUCCUCUUUCGCCCCAGUCUGUCUUUUUUUCUGUCUCCCUCUCUAAAAUGAGGUUUACAGUCAGCAGUCAACCAGCAGGACUACAAGCGCAACGAUCUAGACAUCAGUAUGCAUGUGGGAAAUUGAGCGUGACACAACAAUGGCCAGAAAGGGAAAGAAAAGUAAACACAAUCUCCUUCCCUGCCUGUCAGAUGAAAUUAAAAGGUGCGUUGAGGAGAUCAUUUCUGGUUGGUCGAUAUUGCUGAUGCACAAAACAAUUGGUGACAACACAGCUGCCACCGACUACUGUGGUGAAAAGAGAUUUCAGACACCAUGCUGAGGUAAUCACGUACAUGGGUUUGCAUUUUACAAUUUUUAUCUGUUGCAUUUUACUUUCCUCAGGCCUGAGAUGCAAAGUCAUACAGAGCAGAGUAAUACGAUAACUACUCCACCCCGAACCUUCGAAGCGACAGAUGCUCCACUUGUGAUGUCAAGCGUUUGUGUCGGAGGUCAAUUGAUUCAUUUGUCCGCAGCUGUCCGACAAUCGCAAAAUCACAGUGUUGGGGGAAAUCGGGGGUUGGUGGGUGGAGGGCUGGUGAGCGUAAAGGCUGCUGAGGGAGUUUGGGUAUCGAGUGGUCAGACCAUGGUCAAAUGUGUGGGUGACUGCACUGUAGAAGGUGUGGUUCAUCUGGUCAACCCCUAUUAAAUCUUCAAAGCUCUCAGCACUCAGACAUUCUUGAAAACCGCAUCUGCGUAAGAGGGGAUGCACACGAGAGCACGCCCACACACAUCUAUCGUACACCUCAUCCCGUCAUCCCUGCGUCCCCCCCACACCCCCACCCCGCUCACUGAAAGACACUCAAAACGGGCCGAGAAGGAAAUUGAAUUGUACAUGUUUUAUUAUUUGAGCGGUGCAGUGCUUUAGCCGAGCCCCGUCCCCUGUAAUGGUGUAAUGUAUAUUUCAUUACGGCUAAUGGGCUCCAUUAGCACAGUCUCCUCACAGACAUUCAAGACUUAUUGUUUUAUGGCUGAGAAGAAGGGAUGGAGGGAUGGAAAGGUGAAGGAGAAGAAAACAGUUAGGCUCGCCGGAUUUAGGAGCGGCGACGCGUAGGGAUACGGGCAGUUGUAUUAAUGCGUCCUGGAAAGCAAUUGAGCAGACUACAGAGGGGAAGCAGGGAAGUAAAAAGAAAGGGACUGGAGACAGACUUGGCAGGAUGAAGGAGGGAGAGAGGUGAGAAUCUCCUCUGGGAAAAAAAAAAAAGAAGUGUGAACAUCCAUCAUUACUACGGCCAGCAGAUGUUCUGUGAGCCACAACUUCAACUUUACGCUCCCUUCACAUUCCUGCAGCUGCCGUCACCACAGACACGCAACCACACAUUUAAAUGCAGGCCAGGGUUUCCGCAGGGUCUUAAAAAGUUCAAAAGUUUUAAACGUAUUAGUACUCAAAUUUAUUCAAUGAGGUCAGAUUUUCCAUAGGCCUUAAACUAAACAUUCUUUUUGACUUUCAUCAACUUCUUUUAUCAUUUGGAAAUGUGUAAUGUCUUUGCACUGUGAUUGGUUGUCUAGACUGUGUUAUCAUGCCAUAAUAAAACUUCAAACCCUAUAAUGCAGGACAGCAAUAAGCCCUAUGGCAAGGAAUUUGUCCUCAGACAUUCAGCCUUCCUCCCAAACCUGAAGAAGUUUGAUGCUUGUGAAAUUUACCUUUGGGCUUAUAAUUUUAUAUUUAGGUAAUUAAAUGCAACUGAUUUUUUUUUGUUUGUUUGUUUUCCACCAGUUACAUACUUGGUAUUUAAGAAAGAACUACAAAGCAAAAUAAUUGCAUAAAGAGAAAAGAAAGAAGAAAAUAAAAAAAAUAAACCAAUAAAUACCUAAGGCAUAAUAAAAUGACUGUUUACAGUCAAGGUUAUAAAUUAUGAACCUUGAAUAGCAACUCAGAAAUGAUCUAGGCCCAAAUAUUUCCAUACUUUUGAGACCAAUAACAAGAUUUUAAAAUCUAUUCUUUUACAAACUGGGAACCAGUGCAGUGAUUUGUGAUCUUGUGUGAUGUAGUUUUCCUCUGUUGGUCAGAACUGUUGCCUCAUUUUUAAUGAGCUUAUGCUGACCAACUUUUUAACAGAGACCAGUAGUGACAAUUAAAAUCUCCCAGUUUGUUAAAAUCUAGAUCUGAGUCAUCUAUGAUCUUUAGCCAAUACUCUAGUUAAUUGCUGACCACUAAUCUUUUAUUUUUGGGACCAACAGCCAGUUUACUGAUUAGCAUUAAUAUAGAUACAAUUCUGACUUCCACUCAUUAAAUUAUGGACACACUGACUUUAAGCUCAUGAUGAAAUGUGGUGAUAUGGUGAGACACAAAGCUGUGUGUCAUCGUGGUAAAAACAAUGUUUGAUUCAUUUACAAUCUGAACCAGGAAGUGCGUGUAGAUGAAGAAAAGUGGCCUAUAAUUUAUAAUUACCAAAUGAAACAAAGUCGUCACAGUCUGGUGAGUAACAUCUGAACCAAUCUAGGAAAGUACCAGACACACCCGCCUCCUUUACUAGUGCAUCAGUACGCUUGGAUCAGCUGUGUUGAGAUCCAGUGAAACGACAAACAAGCGUCAGGCACAUCAACAUUUAAAAGCUUUACUAAUGUUCUCUCAGUGCUGAGGUGUGAUCAAAAACUGGACUGGUAUGAAUUAAAGAGAUUGUUUUUGUUUUAUCAACGAUGAACUAAUUUGUUGCUGUUUGCCAAGAAGUCGUUAGGCCAGAAACAGAACUGUAGUUACUUUUUUAUUGAAGCGUCCGCGCUCGGCUGUAUAAAAAUUGGUUUGAUAUCUGAAGCUUUGAAAUAAUUUUUAUGAAGGUUACGAUACACUGUAGGAAGGUAUUUGAGGUUUAUUAGCAAGUUCAAAGGCACUAAAGUAAAAUACAAAUUUAUGUUGACAAGGUUAGAUUUAACUUGUUUAUACACUAAAGUAUGUUUUUCAUAUACACACAUCUUAAUUUUAAAUCAUAAUGGACUUGAAAAGACUACAGAAAGGUCUUGGCAUAACCUCACUGUUGCAGAAACCCUGCUGCCUGGCACCUCAUACAUAUGCACCAACAAACUCUGAGAAUAAUCUUUAACCAUCUAUCGCGCAUCCUGUGAUAACAGAACCACUUCACUUCACCUGCAGCUCUGCUCCGGCUUACAGACAUACUGUAAAUAUAGCUCACAAGCAUGCAAGAAAACACAUGUAACGUUUGCUUUUGCAUUUUUACUUGUGCAUUUUUACUUGUGCAUAUUUUACUCUUUACAGGCAUAUUUAAAAGUCAUUACCGAUGCGAUUUCACUUACGGUCAUCUUUGAUUUGAUGUAGAGAUUUCAUUUGGAGUAAUGGGUCUUUGCUAUUUAACUGCAGCACUUGAUGGUAUCGAUGUUUGUGGAUUUGAUUUCCUGCUAUCUAAUUUAUAAACUUGUAAACCUUUUUGUACAUUUCUUUCUAUUUUUAGGGUUGCCUUUUUUUUUUGCAACUGCAAACUGAAUUUGAAUUUAAGGAUUAUGUUUACACAAACGUGUAAGAUAAUCCGGAGUGUGUGGGUAUUUUUACAUCCCGUUCCUUCUUGGUAACAACCGAGCUUGUCCUUGUGGACACCGUUCACUGCAGCAGGGAUGGAUAUCUCACCACCCUGUCACGUAUGUCGAUUGAGUUUGACAUUUUGCCAAAAUUAUUCUCACCUGUCAGAAUAACUGCAAGGGUUAAUGGCUGCAUCAUUGACAGCGCAUGAUAACAGGGUUAAAAAAAUAAUAAAAAAAAUCCGUCCCUGCUGAAGCACACCAACCACACUCAAAACAAAAAAAACUGACACACAAUAUCUCUGUGCAAUAACAGAGGGCAGGGUGUGUAAGCUGGAAAAAACUGUGAAAAAUAAAUACAGUGCGUACGGACACUUCUGAUGUCAAGUAGCGUACACUGAAGCAGCUCCCCAGCUCCCAGCACUGUUUCUGCACUUACCUGCUGUGUUUGUUUCUCCCCCUUUUUUUAAAAAAAAAUAAUGAACUGCGUGACGUUGGACAGGGGUGAUGUUUUGACAGCGAGAGAUGGAGGAGAUUGGUCUGCACAGAUCGGCAGUCUUUGCAUCAAUGCCUCUGAUCAGAAAAAAAAAAACUGUAAAAGUAAAAACAACAUCUGCUGUGUGAAUGGAAACCUCAGACAGAAGGGACUGACAAUCACAGACUUCUCUACGCUCUCUCUCUCUUUAUCAAGUGACCUACUGUAUGAUAGAUUAUUCAACCAAUUUUUCCUCUUCUAUGCUGCCUAUACUGUAUGUGAUAGUCUUAACCUCCGGUCCUUAGAAGUGCUACUUUUGUCCUUUUCCUUUCUUUUAUUUAUUUAUUUUUUUGUAAAAUAACAGCAAGAGGAAUGAACAAGAAUUUAUGUACAAAAAAAAUGUGAAUAAGCUGCUGGAAGAAAUAAGCAUUGUUAACUGGUGUGUCCCAGACUGUGCCGGUAUUUAGACUGAACUGUUUUACUCUUUCAUGUUUGAAUCAAGGGGAUGCUAGGUGGGUAGGUGAGACUCAGCCAAGACAAAAAAAAAA
Molecule: messenger RNA, 6061 nt
Organism: Poecilia reticulata (guppy)
Lineage: Eukaryota; Metazoa; Chordata; Actinopteri; Cyprinodontiformes; Poeciliidae
Source: RefSeq, a predicted model, not a curated record